This is a messenger RNA of Daucus carota subsp. sativus, 2079 nucleotides long. RefSeq names its product transcription termination factor MTERF4, chloroplastic. Gene Ontology annotation, molecular function: double-stranded DNA binding. The transcript is spliced from 3 exons. Bases 168 to 1745 code for a protein of 525 amino acids. Gene Ontology annotation, biological process: regulation of DNA-templated transcription. The record is from RefSeq and is a predicted model, not a curated record. NCBI's taxonomy places the organism in Eukaryota, Viridiplantae, Streptophyta, Magnoliopsida, Apiales, Apiaceae.
AAAGAUAAGAAAAUGAGAAUCACGAUAAGGGUAGCCAAACAAGCCUUAAAGAAGUAUAUUUGUUGGCCUCCACUCUCUGAAGAACAACACAGUAGCGGCAAACAAGAAAGAGUGAAAGGACGACGCUUUGUUAUCUGGAUAAUUUGGCCGUGGCGUACUAGUAAAGCAUGAAAAUAGCUACCUGUGUUGGCAUUACACUACCGAGCUUUUUGCUUGUAAAUUGCGAGUUGUCUACUCGUACAAUAUGUAAACCCCAUUUAGCUUCUGCAUCAACUCAAUGGAUUUCAAGCAAUUGUAGAAAAAGAAUUGAACUACUGAGGAAAUUACAGUGCUCAGUCACUGUUAGAUCUUAUGCGUCAACAUCUGUGGAUUCAUCUUUGUCCAAGUCAGAUGCAAUUCUUUCGGGCCGGAAGCAAGGUAAAUCUUCAUCCUUGUAUACCCAUCCUAGCUUGUUAGAUAUGAAGAAUGACAGAAUAGAGAAUCGUGCCCGGGUUUAUGAAUUCUUACGGGGAAUUGGAAUAUCUCCUGACGAGCUUGAUGGGUUAGAGCUUCCUGUGACAGCUGAGGUUAUGCGGGAACGUGUGGACUUUCUUCACAAACUGGGUCUUACUAUAGAGGACAUAAACAAUUACCCUCUUGUUCUAGGGUGCAGUGUAAAGAAAAACAUGAUUCCUGUGCUUGAUUACCUUGGCAAAUUGGGUGUUAGAAAAUCUACAUUUACAGAAUUUUUGCGACGGUACCCCCAAGUCUUGCAUGCUAGUGUUGUAGUUGACCUUGCACCAGUCGUGACAUAUCUUCAAGGAAUGGACAUCAAGCCAAAUGAUAUACCUCUUGUGCUAGAGAAGUAUCCUGAAGUAUUAGGAUUCAAGCUUGAGGGGACAAUGAGCACAUCUGUGGCUUAUUUGGUUGGCAUUGGGGUUGCAAGAAGAGAAAUAGGUGGGGUUUUGACUCGAUAUCCAGAGAUAUUGGGAAUGCGAGUAGGUCGUGUGAUAAAACCUUUUGUGGACUAUCUGGAAUGUCUAGGAAUACCGAGAUUGGCUGUAGCAAGAUUGAUUGAGAAGAGCCCUCAGAUUCUUGGAUUUGGAUUGGAAGAAAGGAUUAAACCAAAUGUCAAGUCACUUAUAGAAUAUGAAGUUAGGGAAACAUCCCUUCCUUCUGUGAUUGCACAAUAUCCUGAAAUGCUUGGCAUUGAUCUGCCACCAAAGCUUCUACAUCAGAGAACAUUUCUUAAUACCUUGAUUGACUUGAGACCUGCAGAAUUUGGAAGAGUGGUGGAGAAGAUGCCACAGAUAAUUAGCCUGAGUAGUACACCUAUUGUGAAGCAUGUGGAAUUUCUCAAGGAAUGUGGAUUCUCCCUGGAACAAGUGAAGAAAAUGGUUGUUGGGUGUCCUCAGUUACUUGCUUUAAAUAUAGACAUUAUGAAACUCAAUUUUAAUUACUUUCAGAGCAAAAUGGGAAGAGUCUUGGAUGACUUGGUUACCUUCCCUGCUUUCUUUACCUAUGGUCUUGAGUCCACUAUAAAACCAAGACACAAAGUGGUUGCAAAGAGGGGAUUAAAGUGCUCUCUCGCAUGGCUCCUUAAUUGUUCUGAUGAAAAGUUUGAUGAAAAAAUGAGCUAUGACACUAUUGGUAUGGAGGAGAUGGACAUGGAUUCUUCAUUUGACAUGAAUUCUCUGAUGCAGCCCAGAAGUGAUGACUCAGCUUCUGACUUUGAUGAAGACAGUGGCGACGAUGAAUAUGUAUAGAAUGGUUGGUGGCGAAGUCUACUGCCUAAUUAUUGGUUUUUUGAGUAUGGAGCCUUAUAAAAAGGAUGCCAUAGAUGGAGAUCAUAAGCUUGGUUAUCAGAUGCCACCAAUCAUUGAGGUAGAUUGUCUCGAGUAGCAGGACUCUUGCUUUGCAACAAUCCUUGAUCAGUGUUACUUGUUGGCAGCUGCCUAUCAUGUGAUUCUAAUGGACUGGACUGGGCUGUGAUGCUCGUCUCCCUUAGUUAUAUCCAUGUCUGGAUUGUAACCAGUGCUAUGUACUCAACACCUAUGUAUGUAUAUACAGGAACUAGAAUAGAUGUCAGCAAUUUUGAUA